Messenger RNA from Carassius gibelio (silver crucian carp), 3282 nucleotides. RefSeq names its product gastrula zinc finger protein XlCGF57.1-like. NCBI's taxonomy places the organism in Eukaryota, Metazoa, Chordata, Actinopteri, Cypriniformes, Cyprinidae. The transcript has 2 exons. The record is from RefSeq and is a predicted model, not a curated record. Bases 588 to 1784 code for a protein of 398 amino acids.
CUAUUCUACCUUUUUGAUAACUUUACUAAAACGUUACAUUUUAAUCUUUAAAAUACCCUUUUUCAUGGUUAAAGAACUUUUUUUUUUUUAUCUCUUAUGUGAACAUUAGAGAAACAUAAUUUUGAAAAUGCUAUGAUAACCUUCUUUUCUUGUUUCUGAACAGUUCGGACAGGUUCUGCGCGCACACUAGACGUGUCCGCUUUAAGAACAUUCCCUAAACUUUAAUAAUGAACACAGAGGAACUGGAAGUGUUUUGGGCAAUGACGUCAUCAGGGCUGCGCCAGGCUGCAGAGAAUCCAUCGAGCAGAGGUUUGUGUUUUAAAACGGAAUAAUAAGCGAUUAAGAUGUGUGAAACGGUGACAGAUGAACCCUUGUUUUACACAAGUAUCUUCCAGCGACAUUGUUAUUCUCGAUCAUUAGAUCUGAUAGAUUACUCUCGGAUAUAAAUGGCAAUCGUGAAGUAUAUUGUUAGGUAAAUAAUGCAACUUAUAUGGUGAUAUAUGCGUGACCGAUUGAUAUAUUUCGCCUUUUGUUUUAUUUCAUCGUGACCAAGAAGAGAAUAUCUGCUUCUAAUAACUGCUGUAAAGAUGGAGCUUAUUAAAGAGAAGAGUGAUGCAGAAACAUCUGGAGAGAGAGAUGAAGAAACAGAGGAACAGAGAGACCUGACAGAAGAGAAAGAUGAAAGUCAAGAACAGAAUCAGGAAAAGUCUUCUAGUUCCUCAGACACUGAAGAGAACGUUUCACAAAAGAGAGCGGACGCUAAAGGCUCGUUCUCCUGCUCUCAGUGUGGAAAGAGCUUCACUCGUAAAGGACACCUGGAGGUUCACAUGGUGAUCCACACCGGAGAGAGACCAUACACCUGUCCUCAGUGCGCCAAGAGCUUCACCUGCAAAGGAAGCCUGAAGGAUCACUUCAAGAUCCACACCGGAGAGAGACCUUUCAGCUGUCCUCAGUGCGGAAAGAGCUUCACAAACUCUGGAGGACUGAAGAGGCAUGUUCGGAUCCACACCGGAGAGAGGCCGUUCACGUGCCGUCAGUGUGCGAAGAGCUUCCCGAGCUCAGGAGAGCUGAAGAGACACAUACGGAUUCACUCGCGAGAGAGACCUUACAGCUGCCCUCAGUGCGGAAAGAGCUACAAACAGAAGGAGGUUCUGAGGGAACACGCCAAAAUCCACUCGGGAGAGAAGCCUUUCACGUGCAUGCUGUGCAGGAAGAGCUUCACACAGCAGAGCACGCUCAAAGUUCACAUGAAGGUCCAUUCAGGAGAGAAGCUACACCAGUGUCCUGAAUGCGGCAGGAGGUUUUCAGAGGCCUGCAAUCUCAAAACUCACCUGCUCUCUCACACCGGAGAAAGACCCUUUCACUGUCAGCGCUGCGACAAGAAGUUUUUCCUGGCCGUGCACCUCAAAACACACAUGAGGAUCCACGAGGACGAGCGGCGAUACGUGUGUUCAUUCUGCGGGAAGAGCUUUCUGUGGCUGCACGGGUUUAAAGACCAUCAGAAAACUCAUAUGGGUGAGAAACCCUACGAGUGUCAGGACUGUGGGAAGACCUUUGCGAGAGCCGCCGAGCUGAAAGUGCAUGAACGGAUCCACACUGGAGAGAAACCCUACAAGUGUUCCCACUGUGAGAAGAGCUUCACUCAGUCGUCAGGACUGAAAGUGCACGAGAGAGUCCACACCGGAGAGAAACCGUACCUCUGUCCUUCCUGUGGGAAGACCUUCAGCCGAUACGGGAGUCUGGGAAAACAUUUAAAAAAGGCUUGUCCAAAGCUGAAGAAGUGAGCAAGAUUCAACACUUCUGGAUUUUUACCCCAACAAAAGACCACACAUGUCCCUGCAGCACAGAAGCAGUCAUCAGUAGCACAGGUGUAUUUGUACAAAUACACAACAAUACAUUGUUAGGGUCAAAAUUAUACAUUUCUCUUUUAUCCCCAAAAUCAUUAAGAUAUUAAGUAAAGAUCAUGUUCCAUGAAGAUAUUUAGUAAAUUUCCUACCAUAAAUAUAUAAAAACUUAAAUUUUGAUUAGUAAUAUGCAGUGCUAAGAACUUCAUUUGAACAAUUUUAAAGAUAUUUUCUCAAUAUUUAGAUUUUCAUAUUUUUCCAGGUUUUCAAAUAGUUGUAUCUCAGCCAAAUAUGGUCCUGUCCUAACAAACCAAUCCUUAUUUAUUCAGCUUUCAGAUCAUGUAUAAAUCUCACUUUGACCCUUAUGACUGGGUUAGUGCUCCAGACUUACAUUUAGGAUAUUUAAGGGAGGUCGAAGUAUUGGUUUAGAAAAAACUUUGCUCAAAUCCUCCUGGGAAGUUCGCACUUAUGAGUUUACAAGUCGUAAUUACCACGUCUGGUGCGCUCAAGUUACUUUAGUCAGAACAUGAUGCCGAUUCAAAUUUUUACAUACUUUUAACUUAGUUUAACAUAGUUAACAUUGACCGGCUGCAUAUCAUAUUGAGCUGAAGAAACUGAUUUACACUAAAUAGUGGUCUUUGGCGGCUGCUUUGCAUCCAACAUGUUUUUCCACUGACACGCCGCCAACACGGAAACUCUGAGCUUAAAGAAAAUUUAGUUUCCCACUCGUAAUAACCACUUUGUGACGGCGUUCAUCUGUGUUCAACUCAUAAAUACGAUCUUUCCGACAUGAACGCAACAUUACAGUAUUCACAUUUCUUUGCAUGUGGUAGCACUUAUCAAACUGUACAAACAUCAGUGUCUUUGCCUUUCUAUGUAAUUUAGUUAACUGUAGCUCUUCAGUGCUGAAAAUGAUUUCACAGUAUACUGUGUAGUUCUAGUGAUUCCGACCUUGUAGAAAAGUAUCAGCUAAUAAAGUAGCAUGCAGUGAGCAGAAAGAGCAAAUCUGGUUCUAAUGAACAGUUUUUGUAACAUUGUAUCUUACAGCUUUAUUGUAAUACUGUUGAUUCCUGCUUUGAUGGAAACAUUGUAUGUUGUUGUUUACGUGUGCUGCAACACUACGAACUGUGCCUUAUAUUCCUCCUCACUCCACCAGAUGAAGCUUCAAGCCUGAAACUGAAGGAGAAACUCGGACAUGAAAACAUCUUUUGUCUUGUGUUUGCAGAGCCUGAAUAUUCUCACUGUUAUUGUAUUCAGAGUCAUCAGGACCCUGCCUGUUCCAGUCAUGCCUCCAGUUACUCUUCUGCAUUAAUGUUUCUGGCCUGCCUGGCUUCAGUGGCUUGUGUUUCUGAAUGCUGUCUGUCUACCUUUGCUCUUAAUUGUUUGUGUUAAAAUAUCCAACAGUCCCUUUAUUAAAAUGAAGAAUAUGAAUUCCAAA